UACCCUCCAAAUAUAAGGAUGCCGAACUGGGGAGGCGGAGCCAAAUGCGGUGCCUGUGAGAAGACAGUGUACCACGCUGAGGAAAUCCAGUGCAAUGGAAGGAGCUUUCACAAGACGUGCUUCCUCUGUAUGGCUUGCAGAAAAGCUCUGGACAGUACCACAGUAGCAGCUCACGAAUCUGAAAUCUACUGCAAAACUUGUUACGGGAGAAAAUACGGUCCCAAAGGCAUUGGCUUCGGACAAGGGGCGGGAUGUCUCAGCACUGAUACUGGUGACCAUCUGGGCUUGAAUCUGCAACAGGGGUCACCAAAGCCUGCUCGCCCUUCUACACCAACUAAUCCUUCAAAGUUUGCCAAAAAGAUGGUAGAUGUGGAUAAAUGUCCCCGUUGCGGCAAAUCAGUGUAUGCUGCAGAGAAGAUCAUGGGAGGAGGAAAACCUUGGCACAAGACGUGCUUCCGCUGUGCUAUCUGUGGGAAGAGUUUAGAAUCUACAAACGUUACAGACAAAGAUGGAGAGCUCUACUGUAAAGUUUGCUAUGCAAAAAACUUUGGUCCCAAAGGAAUUGGGUUCGGUGGCCUGACUCAAGUGGAAAAGAAAGAGUUUUUUUAAUGAGAAGAAAAGGAUGAAAUAAACUGCUGUGGAUGCCACCAAGUGAUAGCUGUCAAGUAAAACAUUACAUGUCACAUAUUGCUAAGAACCUAGGGCAUUUGUUUAAUAUUUUCCACCUUGCAGGAAAAACUUGUGAAUAUUUCUGAAGAAAACCAAUAUUUUCAUAGAAUACGGUGUUACAAGUUUUGGUAAUGUAUGUUUUCAAGCUACAAUAAAGUA
Molecule: messenger RNA, 828 nt
Organism: Opisthocomus hoazin
Lineage: Eukaryota; Metazoa; Chordata; Aves; Opisthocomiformes; Opisthocomidae
Gene: CSRP3
Product: cysteine and glycine rich protein 3
Biological process (GO): sarcomere organization; muscle tissue development; cardiac muscle contraction
Cellular component (GO): Z disc; nucleus; cytoplasm
Molecular function (GO): actinin binding; structural constituent of muscle
Source: RefSeq, a predicted model, not a curated record